AUGAGUGCAGAAGACGGAGAAGCUAAUACAGAGGAGACUAUCCCCACGACUGAUUCUGAAAUGAAUGAUUUGGAACUGCAGUCAGAGCUUCCAAAUGAGAAUGAAGAGGCCGAGUCUCCUAAAAAAGAGGAGAUAACGGAGGAGGAAGUUGAGCCAAGACCAGCGCAGGUUCGCCAAGUUCGCGUUUCUUCUAAGACCGCCGAUUUGAACCUUGAGAUACGCCAAAACGAAGUCAAGUCCGUCAAUGAGAGCGCUGUAUCACAACUUUGGGGAGGUGCUAAAGCUGACCACUCGUUGAAAGUGGGAAACGGAGGGUUUGAAGUAAAGAUCGUCGAUUCUGGAGAAGAAGCUCUUCAUUGUCGAGUCGGUUGGACUGUCAAGUCCGACGCAAAAAGCUACUUUCUUCCCCUUGGCGAAAAUGAAAACUCGUUCGGUUUUUGUGCUUCUGGAAAGAAGCUCGAGAAUGGUCAAUCAGCUGAUUACGUUAGUGAAGGUUACAAGGCUGGGGAUGUUGUUGGAUGCUGGAUAAGCAAGAAUGGGACUACUGUUACGAUGAAAUUUACUGUGAAUGGAGAGGACAAAGGAUCUGCUUGGUCGAUGCGCAUGGAAGAACAUUUGACCUUUGUUCCCCACGUCUUCAUAAAAAACUGCUCUCUUGAAUUGAACUUCGGUCAGUGCGACAAGCCAUUCUCCACGAUUCCGGAGAAUUUCUGUCUCUUCAACGAGGAGGGUAUCGAAUGCGAGGAAAUCAAGACUGCUUCUCCAACUAUUAAUUUGUUGACUGCUUUCGUCGGUCUUCCUGGUGCUGGUAAAACAACUUGGAUGGAAAAAAUGCUGCCUGAAAUCAUAGAGGGCCGACCUCGCCCCGUCAUCACUGGAACACAGUACCUUGCAGAACAGAUGAAAAUCUCUGGUCCCGGAACCACUCACAGUACUGAAGAUGUCGCGAAAUUCAAGAAGGAGAAAGCCAUUGAAGCCCUUCAAGUGAUACUGAAGAAAGCCAUCGCCGCUGGUCGUGAUGUAAUUGUCGAUGAUUGUAAUACCCUUCCGGUUCAGCGACGCACUGUCUUUGCUCCCUUUCAAAAAGCUGGUUACUACUGUCAGGCUAUGAUUGUUGUCCCGAAAGAGGAGGUACGCGUUGAAAGAAUGGCAUUGAAAGUCGCAGCUGGAGAGCUUGAGUUUCCAGAAGCUGAGCUGAAGAGAAUGAAAGCAGAGUUUUUCGCGCCUGAAGGAAAUGACGGUGUCUUCAAUAAAGUAAAGUUUCUUGAACUUGAGCAAGAAGAAGCGACAAAGCUUGUGGAGGAAUACAACAAGGAGUUCAAAGAAUUCCUGAAACCAAAAGAACCAGUCGUUGAUUUGACUAAACGAGUUACUCCUCCACUCGUAGACGUCGAACGCGAACACGAUCGCGCAGUCGAGAUCGUUCACGUCGACGAGAUCGAAGUCGGGAUCGUAGUCGAGAUCGAAGUCGCGAAAGACGUCGACGCCGUUCUCGUUCGCCCAGGGAUGAUCGCCGUAGACGUUCUUCGCCACGAAGGGAUGAUCGACGCAGAGACCAAAGUAAUGAUUAUGGUCGCGGAGGAAGGCCCACUGAUCGAGGACCUCCACGAGCUGACGGACCUCCCGCGUGUCUCAGAGGAGUCCGCAUUCCACGAGGCUUGA
Molecule: messenger RNA, 1662 nt
Organism: Oikopleura dioica
Lineage: Eukaryota; Metazoa; Chordata; Appendicularia; Copelata; Oikopleuridae
Source: the annotation of a GenBank genome assembly